AACUCCGAAGUUGCGCGCGCGCUCGCGGCGACGGCGUUAGGCUUAGCUGCUUGGCCGCGUCCAUGUCCGUGUGCGUGGCCGUCGUCGAACCGACCGUCCCGUCCCCCGAAGGCCUCCGGACGUACUACUGCGCAGGCAUGACGACUGAGAUGGCCGAUUUCCACGAUAUGUGGCAAGAUAUCGAAAGUGUCUUAUUAGGUGAUAUGACACUCAACUCGACUUCCGGAUAUUCGGAAAUGAGAACUUUAUCUUCCACACAUAGCUCUUUCACUCCUACUACAGACGACAGUGGUGGAGGGAGCAUGUCUUCCGUGCACUUAUCCACUCCCAACAACCAUACUACUCAGCGGCGGUGCUCACAGUACAACCAACCAAUAUCUCCCACUUUUUCUCCGCAACCACCAUCAUUUCACCACCAUACGGUACACAAGAGAGGUGGCGAUGUGGUAAGGCUCGAGACGGAACUGGGACUCGUUUAUGAAUCUCAACCCAAACAACACUACAGUGAAGACUCAACGGGUUCAAAUAUUCAGCAAGUCUCUGUAAACAAAUACGACUUAAGUUUGCCAAAUAAUGCACCGAUAGAGCAUCAUACCUCAGAGCCAGUGAAUAUGUUUGGAACUCAUGAUUACCAAUCGGGGCACAAUCAGCAACUCAGGUACGGAUCGUCCAUAGUGGACGUGAAGCCGGAUCCAACAGCAGGUGGACUUUUCUGUUCUCCUCCUGUCCAUAAUCGGGACAUAUCUAAUAACACAGGUAGCAGUGGAUACUUGGCAUCGCCAUGGAACACAUAUCCAUCACCUAUCGUCACUAGUCAUUCCUCUCCGCCAGCAACACCGGAUAGUACUCCUGGAAUGAGGUAUCAGCAUACUCUGAACCAGUAUGACAAUUAUUUCAAUAAUCCACCUAUGCAAAGGCUUCCACCCGCGCGACCGAAUCAUGUGCCUGCAAAUCAUCUAAUGCAGUCAGCUUUUCCAACUUCAUAUGUUCCACAGGGAAGGAUGGUCACCCCUCCGAACUCUCCACACCUGGUAGAUUUGCUUUCAGGCAGAGGAGCGGCGGCAGGGAUGACCAUAUUACCUACUCCAGGUGGAGUGAGCAUCGAACAGACUUUAAAUUCUGGAGUUACUGCUCCCACCCCUACUACAAAACCAAGGAGGGGUCGCAGAUCCAGAGGACCUAAAAAAGUGACCAUUCACACCUGUUCUUAUCCAGGUUGUUCCAAAACUUACUCUAAAAGCUCGCACUUGAAAGCUCACUUGAGGACACAUACGGGCGAAAAGCCCUACCAGUGCAACUGGAAAGGUUGUGGUUGGAAGUUUGCCCGAUCGGAUGAAUUGACGAGGCAUUACAGAAAACAUACUGGAGACAGGCCUUUCCAAUGCAGACUGUGCGAAAGGGCAUUCUCCAGGUCGGACCAUUUGUCUCUGCAUAUGAAGAGGCACUCCGAAAUUGUAUGAUCUUUUGAUCAUAAUUUCGGUGGAAAAUAUCAUUGACCAAAAAUUCAAUAAAAUCAAUUAAUUUAUGGUGGAGGUGCCAAAAAAUUCUCGUCCUCUUUUCUCCCUCAGUGCUUUCUUUUCAGUUUCCCCGUACAGCAUAUCAGUAUGGCACGAGUAUACACCAAGUCGAAAUUGUGAUCAUUGCCUCGAGUAGCCAGGCCUGAAAGCAAAAUGCAGCAUCGCAUCUUAAGGGUA
Stegodyphus dumicola is the source of this 1694-nucleotide messenger RNA. RefSeq lists its product as uncharacterized. Gene Ontology annotation, molecular function: DNA-binding transcription factor activity, RNA polymerase II-specific; RNA polymerase II cis-regulatory region sequence-specific DNA binding. Gene Ontology annotation, biological process: regulation of transcription by RNA polymerase II. NCBI's taxonomy places the organism in Eukaryota, Metazoa, Arthropoda, Arachnida, Araneae, Eresidae. The record is from RefSeq and is a predicted model, not a curated record.